UGACUGGAGUGGCCACUUAGAGCCCUGGGCCUCAGCUCCUGGACGCCUGGCUGGAAGUUGGCUGUCCUGUUUCCUGUGACCUUGAAGGUUGAACGGGAGAGGGCCCAGGGGCCCUAGCACGGUCUUCCCCAGCCUUUUCCCCUGAAUCGCUCCUCCCUUCUCUCUUCUACCCCGCCCCUUUCUACCCUAAACUGCUUCUUGGGCCGCAACUGUUUGGCUUUUUCCUCUUCCCAGCUUGGGGGCGGGCGGGGGAGAGCGAAUAGCCACCUGGGCCUUCCGGGGACAUGGAGCCCAGGAGGGUGGCGCCAGGGGCACAAGGCUGGGGGCCUCGAGCGGCGGCGGGGUCGGGGACGGCCGCGGAGCUCGUGUACCAUCUAGCGGGGGCUCUGGGCACUGAGCUGCAAGAGCUGGCGCGCCGGUUUGGGCCGGAGGCGGCGGCCGGACUGGUGCCACUCGUAGUGCGAGCGCUGGAACUUCUGGAAAAGGCUGCCGUGGGGCCUGCGCCGGACUCGCUGCAGGUGUCCGCGCAGCAGGCCGAGCUGGAGCUGCGGCGGCUGCGGGAGGAGAAUGCGCUGCUCCGCAGGGAGCUGCGCUCUGGGCCACAGGAGGAGCGCGCGCUGCUGCAGCAGCUCCAGGAGGUGACGGACAGACAGCGGGACGAGCUCCGGGCGCACCACCGCGACCUGCGGCAGCGCAGCCAAGAGACUGAGGCGUUGCAGGAGCAGCUGCAACGCCUCCUGCUGGUGAACGCCGAGUUGCGGCACAAGCUGGCCGCGGUGCAGACCCAGCUUCGGGCCGCCCAGGACCGGGAGAGGGAGCGUGAGGUGCCGCACCGAGACGCCCCGGAACUGGCAAAGGAGCGGGAACAGGGCCAGGCCGGAGAGCCCGGGUGUGAGCAGAGGCGGGAACCCGAGCGGGCGAGCCCGGACAGUCCGGCCGCUGCCCCACGGCAGCCAGAGCGCCCCCCGGAGGCAGGGCAGUGCGGCUUCAGCAGGCAGGAGCUUGAGCAGAUCCUUCAGGAGCGCAAUGAGCUCAAAGCCAAGGUGUUCCUGCUCAAGGAGGAGCUGGCCUACUUCCAGCGGGAGCUGCUCGCAGACCACCGGGUCCCCGGGCUGCUGCUUGAAGCCAUGAAGGUGGCUGUCAGGAAGCAGCGGAAGAAGAUCAAGGCCAAGAUGUUGGGGACACCAGAGGAAGCAGAGAGCAGUGAGGACGAGGACGGCUCCUGGCUCCUGCUCUCCGGCGAUAAGGAAGAGCAGCCUGCACCCGCUGAGUCCAGAGUCCAGAGUUUCUUUGGCCUGUGGUACCGGGAUAAAGCCGAGACCCCCACACCUGAGCCCAGCAGCACUGGAGAAGAAGGGGCCCCUCAGCAACCCCACGUGGAGCCUCUGGGGGGCCCUCAGCCCCCACCCCCCGACCAGCCCUGCUCUGCUCUGCGGCAGCCGCUCUGACCUGGGCCUCAGCCCACCUGGAGGCCUGGCUUUGGGGCCUGGCUGGGGCGGAUGUGUGAUGGCCCGUGAGACAGCUUCCUCCUUCGCAGCCUGUCUGGAACUCUUCCCUGAUCCCGGCCUGCACCGGGGAUUCUCCACCUGCCUCCACCCCUCCACCUCUGCACUGAGCUUCCAGAGCAACGGGGAAAAGUGCUUCCUCUCCGGUGCCUGCGCGGCCACCCCUGCAAUAGAGAGAACUGUCUUCCUUCCUCCCAGGGAGUUUCCCAGAGGGCCUGAGCCAAUGGAAUAAAGCCCUACCAUCCGGAAA
This is a messenger RNA of Oryctolagus cuniculus (rabbit), 1755 nucleotides long. RefSeq names its product Rab interacting lysosomal protein (gene RILP). The record is from RefSeq and is a predicted model, not a curated record. NCBI's taxonomy places the organism in Eukaryota, Metazoa, Chordata, Mammalia, Lagomorpha, Leporidae. Gene Ontology annotation, molecular function: protein dimerization activity; dynein light intermediate chain binding; small GTPase binding. Gene Ontology annotation, cellular component: lysosome; ciliary basal body; cytoplasm. Gene Ontology annotation, biological process: cilium assembly; early endosome to late endosome transport.